CAUAAAGGUUAAUGCCACAAAGCCAUGAACCAGAGGUCAGAUGGAAAAAAAUACAUGGCAUUAUGUUUGUUAGCCAUGUUCGCGAUUCCAGAACUGUUGUGAAGCAAUUUUUUAAUGCUAUCGGAGAGUGCGGGUAGAAAUGCUUGAAUGUGUAUUACGGAAGCGGCGGCAUCUGUGGAGCGAUUGUGCGGAGCCCCCACCCAGCCCAUUCCGGACCACCACCACGCCCCGAUCGAAGCCACCGUUCCGAUCCAUCGGGCGUUUGGAACGUGACGCGGUCAACGCUUCCGCGACCCAUUUGUUCGGCGUUGUAAGUAGCCCGCUCGGCUCUCGGCCAGCGCAGCGUAUUUAAGAGCUAUUCAGCAAAUUGCAUGAAAGAGUUUCGCACGCGACAUCAAGUGCAGUCCAACAAUCCGGGACAGAGAUUCCAGUAAUUGCAGGGAAAACGAUCGAGUUCUUCGAGGGAAAGAAUUUCUGCUGAAAGAUGUUUGGGCGUUGCAGUUUGCUAUUCGUGGCCGUUUUGAUGGCUUCCACGGUUUCGAUACACUCACAUUUUCCGGAGUACUGUGCGGAGUGCGAGCAGGAGGUGUGGGAGCAAGUGCCGUGCAGCGAAGUGCCCACCACUCCCGCACCCACGACAGCGGGGACGACAAGUGCCACAACGACGAGACCCGGUACCACCUCCGUGCCCAGCACCACCGAGAUACCCUACCCACCCAGCCCCGAGCCACCAACCACGGAUUACACCACCCCGCCAACAACCCCGUACAAGAAAUGCUACUGCGAGUGCAAGCUGGGUUGCAAGGAGUUCUGCCGCAAGGUGGUCUCCUCCGACUCCAAGCAGCCCCUCACCCAGAUCUCCUCCAUCGGAGAGUACGCUCCUGGCGGCCAGGUGGAGUUCAGCCACGUCCACCAGCGCAAAUUCGUGCCCAAGUACGGAGGCGAUGGCUAUGCCGGUCUGGUGGGUCCAGUGGGUGGCCCCAAAUCGUAUAAGCCCUAUCCCCUGGUCUACGAAGAACAAGCCGCCGCAGCUGCCCCUUCCCCUGCCGUGGCCAACAUAGCUGCUCCCAAUUUCUCGCUGGAGGAGCUGGCCCAGCUCCUGAGCAAUGCUUACAGCGGAAAGAAGAGCUAUUCCUCGCCCAGUCUGCCACAGGCUCCUUCCGUUUACUAUUCCCCGGUUUACAACAAGCAGACAGUGCCGGUCAUCAGUAAAGUUCUGCCAGCUCCCAAGCGCAGCUCCAAGAUUCUCGUGUCGGCGGUGGCCUCAUCCUCCGGAGUGUCCCUGGCCAAGAUAAAGACCCCCUACGAGGAGAAGCUGGUGGUGGCCACUCAGCCGCCAAGCUACGAGCAGACCACCUCCUAUCCGAUUGUGGAGGAGCCCAAGGUCUAUAUUCCCAGCCAAACUGAAGCCUAUCCCAUUAUUCCCAGCCAAACAGAGUCUUAUGUCAGCCCGGCGGUGAAUUAUCAAAGCAUCACAGAGUCCUAUCCCAAGGAGUCCUAUCCUACCGCCUCGGAGUCCUAUCCCAGCCACACGGAGUCGUAUGCCCCGCAAACGGAAUCGUAUCCCGUGCCACCUCCUCCGGCCCCGGUAAAGACUUACGACAACUCCGUACCCGGACCGGACAAGCCAUCCUCCACCUUCGACCUGGCCAUUGACAACUACCUGAAGGACUUUGGCUACGGAAACCAGGGAAGGGGCUAUGAUUACUGAAGGGAGUUAGGUUGCUGUUGUUGUUAAGUUUAGACUUCUAACUAGGAUAGAUAACACUGUUUUCCUCCAUUUUUAAUUAUUUAUAAAUCGA
This is a messenger RNA of Drosophila ananassae, 1802 nucleotides long. RefSeq names its product proteoglycan 4. The transcript has 2 exons. NCBI's taxonomy places the organism in Eukaryota, Metazoa, Arthropoda, Insecta, Diptera, Drosophilidae. The record is from RefSeq and is a predicted model, not a curated record. The coding region runs from base 485 to 1711 and encodes 408 amino acids.